GCUAAUGCACGGUAUUUAGCUGCACUGUUUGAAAGAAAUUUCUCUGGUGUCUGUUACAAGACAGCUACAUCAAGAACAGCUUGUUAUGUUUGAUUUCUUCUCAAAGAAUCUGAGCAACUGAUGAAUGUUUGUACGUACUAAUGGAUUGAAACAUUGUUCAGAUUGGAUUUUUUGUGUUUUUGAUGUACUUUAAAAACAGUGAUUAAAGCUUAUAAUGGGUGGCUUUUAAUUAAAGCAAGAAAAAUAAUCAGAUGAAAUACUUCAAAUUAAAAUAAAGGAAGUUAACUGGGCUGUAAACUAUAAAAGUCAAAAUGCCAACAAGUAGUCGUGCACCCGGUUUCAUUCGGGUUAAGCUCCUAAAAGCAGAACGUGGAGAGACAAUGGAUACAACAAAUGACGACUUUGAUCCAUAUAUAGCAAUUAAUGUAAAGGAAACUGUUGAUAUACCAGGACGAGGAAUAGAAUUAGUUCAGAGUAAAAAGACUCUUUAUCCUGAUUGGAAUACUUGUUUUGAUGCCCAUCUGUAUGAUGGUCGAGUUAUUAAUAUGGUUGUCAUGGAGAGACCUACACGAUUUUUAGCAGAAAUCAGUAUUGGAGCUAAAGUAUUGGCUGAUAAAUGUGUGAAUGGAAAUGUUACUACUGUUUGGCUUGACUUACGGCCAUCAGGAAGAUUAGAAGUACAAGUUAGAUAUUUUCCAGAGAAGAAGGAACAAGGAAAAGAAUCUCCCAUGAAUUCCAGCGAGGCGUCUAUCCCAAUUAAAGCAUUUGCCAGAAGAGGUGCUAUUAAACAACAGAAAGUACAUGAGAUCAAAGGUCAUCAAUUUAUUGCCAAAUUUUUUAGACAGCCAACUUUCUGCUCUCACUGUAAUCUUUUUUGUUGGGGCUUAAAUAAACAAGGUUAUCAGUGUAAAGUUUGCAAUUGUGCAGUUCACAAAAAAUGUCACGAAAAAAUCCUUGGACGAUGUCCUGGCAGUGCCAUCGACAGUCGAGAAACAAAGAUGUUAACAGAACGUUUCAACAUCAAUGUCCCCCAUCGUUUUAAAAUCAAUAAUUAUAUGUCACCCACAUUCUGUGAUCACUGUGGUACUAUGUUAUAUGGUUUAUUUAGGCAAGGAUUAAAAUGUGAAGUUUGCAACAUAAACUGCCAUCGAAGAUGUGAGAAAUUUAUGCCAAAUUUAUGUGGAGUAAAUCAGGUAUUACUGGCAGAAGCUUUAAAACAAGUCAAAAUAUCCUCCAGAAAAUCUAGUCAAGUUUCUCAACAAGAAAGUGAUGAGAGUUCAGAAGAUGAAAAUUAUCAAGAUUUACAGGAAGGUACUGGACCAACAAAACUAUCAACUUUAUCACAGGACACAUUAAAACACUUUAAAGCUGAAGAUUUUAAUUUCUUAAAGGUUCUUGGUAAAGGCAGCUUUGGGAAGGUAAUGUUGGCUGAAUUAAAAGGAUCUAGUAAUUAUUAUGCAAUCAAAGCUCUAAAGAAAGAGGUGGUACUAGAAGAUGAUGAUGUUGAAUGCACUUUAAUUGAAAGAAGAAUUUUGGCACUUGGUUGUAAACAUCCCUUCCUCACUCAUUUACACAGUACUUUCCAAUCACCGUCACAUUUAUUCUUUGUUAUGGAAUAUUUAAAUGGUGGAGAUCUAAUGUUCCACAUUCAAUUGACUGGCAAGUUUGACUAUAACAGAGCUCUAUUUUAUGCAGCUGAAAUAGUUUGUGGUCUACAGUUUUUACAUAGAAAUGGUGUUGUAUACAGGGAUCUGAAAUUAGAUAAUGUGUUAUUAGAUAAAGAUGGUCAUAUUAAAAUUGCUGAUUUUGGAAUGUGUAAAGAAAAUGUAUUUGAUGAAAAUAAAGCUUCAACUUUCUGUGGUACACCAGAUUAUAUUGCACCUGAGAUAUUGAAUGGGGCUAAAUAUAAUUCAUCGGUUGAUUUUUGGUCAUAUGGUGUUCUACUAUACGAAAUGUUGAUUGGUCAGUCUCCAUUCCACGGAGAUGAUGAAGAUGAUUUGUUCCAGUCCAUUCUAUAUGAUACUCCUCGUUAUCCUCAGUCAUUACCUAAAGAAGCAGCCAUUAUGCUUAGUUUGCUUUUUGAUAGAAAUCCAGUUACUAGGUUAGGUAUGCCUAGCUGUGCGCAGGGACCAAUCAGAUCCCAACCAUUUUUCCGCACCAUUGAUUGGGAAAAGUUAGAAAACCGUCAAAUUCCACCUCCAUAUCAACCUAAAAUUAAAUCAGCUAGUGAUAGUUCUAAUUUUGAUAUGGACUUUACUAUAGAGAAACCUCAGUUAACACCAACUCAAAGUGACCUUCUGAAAACACUGAACCAAGCUGUGUUUAAAAACUUUUCAUUCACAAGUAAAGAUGCUCUGCAAUCCUGAAGUUGUAGAAUGGCUAUUUACAUCAGACAGUACCAUAUUACGCAGCAGUGUCAAUCUACACUUAAAAUUACACCUCAGCCCUCACUAUGACAUACAGAAUUUUUUUAAUUCCAGUUUCUGUCACCAGCAUGCUGUACUUAAAAAUGUGGCACUGGUUUGUAAAAUGGGUUCUGUGAGGAUCCAGGUAUUUCCACUGUACUGAAUUUGUAGUGUAUUUCGGAAAUCAGUGUAAAUGAUACUUAAAACAUUUCUCUCAAAAGUAGGGCUGCAACGAUACACCAGGCCAUGAUACAAUGCGCAUCACAAUUCGUAGCUUACGAUAUGAUUAAUAUCGCGAUAUAGGAAAUGAAUUUUAAAAAUGCUGUUAAAUUUUGAAAGUCUUUCACUGUGAAUAUUCAAAGGCCUACAUUUAUGAUUUACUUUGAAUUUGGUGUUUUCUCGGUCAAGUGAAUGGAUUUUAUUACUGUCAUGCUUAACGGGAAAUUCUAAAAAUCCCAUACAUGUGACUUGUACUUGGAAUGGGGGACUUUGAUCUCAAUAUUGCUUUUGUCGAUAGUGCGACUUGAAUUUGGUGAAUUCAUCAUGAAAAGAUUUCUCGUGUCAGGUCAGUCAGAUUACUGAACAGCAAAGGAAAUAACGUUGCAAAGGUUUUAAUAUCAAAUAUCAAUAUACACUGAAAUGUGCUGAUCAAUGUAUGCAGUAUCUACAAAUCACGAUUCUCAUACAUAAUAUUAUGACAAAUCGCAUAUUACUGAUGUGUGUGUGUAUAUUUAUUAAUAUGUUGUAUGUUUUUUUCCGCAUAUUAUUCAGGUGUGUAAUUUGAUUUGAACGCAACUGAAUUUCCAGCACGACUUUGCUUAACCAAACUGAUAUUUUAAUCUUGACAAAAUAGCUAUAAUAAGCCACUUCAUGUGUCGAAAACGCCUUAACCCUAGCUGAAAGUAAAAAAAGUUAUUUUGUUCAUGGACUUACUUACGCAUUUUAAGGAAUAUCAGUCUAUUUUUGUGAAAUUAUUAUUUGGAUAACAAAACCGUGAUACGGACAUUGAUUAUAUCGUGUAUCGUGGAUUUUUAAAACAUCGCGGUUCAUCGUUGCAGCCCUACUCAAAAUUGUGAAAAAUCAUAUUAUUUCUUCAUCCAGAUGUACAGUUCUCCUUAAGCAAUUUUGAAGAAUUAUCAGAUGGAAAAAGCAAAAAAAAAAAAAGCAUUCAACAAGUUUGAUAAUAAUUAUGUGUAAAAUAAAAUUCUAUAUUCAGGAGAUCAUCUAAUAGAAUAGGCAGUCUGGGAUAUAGGUUUAAGAAAUGAGUUGUAGUUAACACAUGAAAUGACCUCUUUCAAAAUCUUUAUUAAAUUUGUUCAAUGGUGCAAAAUAAAACUGUCUCCAUAACUAAGGCAAAAACUGAUGACAUAACUAAGGCAGUAAUAUUCAAAUAAUUGGUAUAAUAUUGUAUAAGGUUUUUAUUAAAAUGUGUUGAAUAGAGUGAAUUUUAAAAUUGGAAAUAGUUUAGAACAAUAAUUGUUAGUUGGUUUAUUUAUUAACUUUCUGAAUAUACUUCAUGUCAUAUAAGCUUUAAAGAAUUAUCUUAGCCACAAUUAUGUGCAUUUUAAAGAAUUAUCAUAGCCACAGAUAUGUGCAUUUACUAUCAUUAAAAUUUAUACUACGGUAUCUCAUUGCCAAAUACAAUUACAGACAUAAAAUUCCAUUUAAACUAUAUAGUUAGUCAGUAUUUACAUAAAUAAAUUAGAAAAUCAGGGUAAACAAAAAAUCCUUAGUAAAUUGCUGUAAGGUGUAGAAUCUUCUUAAAGGAAAUAAAAAGAAACUGAAAUUAAAAACCCUACAUAAUUAUGAAAUCAAGUUUGUGCCACAAUAUAAACAAUCUGCAACACUUUGACUUUUUCCUUUAAUUGAAACUGAAUCCUACUGUAAUGACUUUUCAAUUUAAAGUAAACAUUUUGUAGCCUGUACUGCAAAUAAAAUUAAUAGAAAAGAAACCAUAUAGAAGUCAUUUAUAUUAAAUAAUCAUAAUAUUCCUGCCCGAAUGUAAAUAUUACUUAUCACACAUAUAAAUUAUGCAUAUUCAAAUCUUUCCCUUUAAUUCCAUAAUAGCAUGUAGUUUAUUUAUUAUGAAAGAAUGUGACUUUAAUAUCCCAAUUUUAUAUGAAAUGACCUGUUUCUUUUUAUUGCAGAAUUAUUUAUUUUUUAACGCAUAAUUAUUCAUGCUUAUAUGUGAAUAUAUAAUAAUAAAUGCAUGCAGAUGCUUAAUAGUAAUGUGCAUAAAGAUCAGAUAGCAUAUAUAUAAUCUGACAAUGCAGAAUUAUUUAUUUAAUUGAUGUUUUGUGUUUUUUAUCCCUCCCCUCUUCUUACUGUUUUAAAAUAUAUAUCAUUUUUUUUUAGUUUAUUCAAUGACAGAUUAGUAUUGGCGUCUGUCCUUGCCUUGAACUCUGCUGCUUCCAGACAAAACCAGUGAUAACAUUUUUAAGGUUACUUGAGGGCAGUCAUUCUGUUAUGUUUAAAAUCAAAUGAAUUUAGAAUUAAAGGAUUUUAUAUUGCUUCGUUAAUUACUGCUGCUUGUUGACAAUCGGGUUGUUGAUGUAUUUUUCAAAAUGCAUUUUAUUGCACAGUUGUCUUAAAAGAUUUAUUUGCUCUCAUUUCAUGCACUUACAUUUUGUAAUUAACAUGUCCCAAAUUCACAUUGAUUGACAACGAUUAAGACAAUCAAGAGCAUCAUUCAAUUCGAAAGUUUAGAGGAUUAGUCAAUCACUUCACACACAUAUGUGUUUGUUGAGGACUAUAGUACAUUCUAUUUUAUAAUACAUGUACUGUCAAAGUCUUAAAAAAAUAUUAUGAAAAGAAUCUUUACUAAUGCAUUGUUAUUAUUGUUUGUUAAGACUAUAUUUCAAAGUUAUUUCUAAGUGAUAUAAUCUUUUUUAUAUAAAAAAAUAUUUACUAUGUGUUAAUGUUAUUAAUAUAAAAUAUUAGUAACUAAGAGAGUUAAAAGUUAUGUGUUUAGGGACUGUACUGUUUUUUUCCUGUAAUAUGUUUGUUUUUUUAUUUUAAAAGCUUUAUCCAUUGCAAUCUAAAAUUUAACCCUGUACUUAACUUCUUGCCUAUUGAAUCUUGGCUUACUAAUACAUUGUUUUUAUUAGUUGUUAAUUAUAAUCUUUUUUUAUAAAAUAUUUUUACGAUAUGUUAAUGUUAUUAAUAUAAAAUUUAAGUAACUAAUUAAAGAUUAAAAGCUUUUAAAUUAUAUGUUUUUCCUUUUUCGCUAUUAAAAUAUUACUCUCCUUAAAAGUAUGGUUAUCAUCCAUUUCAAACUAAAUUUGAACCCCUUACUUAACUUCUUGCCUGUUGAAUAUUUAAGGCCAAUUUGUUUUGUUAACAUGCACCAUAUUAUAUCUGUAUUGGUUUAUUAUUGUUUUUCACUUUUCAUACCAUAUUCUUACUCUUAGAAUAUGAAAGUGCUCUGCUUGUCUGAAGUAUUCUUUAACUCACAAGGCAGGAUAUGCUUACUUUUAUUGAACACCUCAUACCACUUCUCAUUGAUUUGUAGACUCACUCAGUAAAUAUAGACUAUUCCUUGCAUAUCUACAAAAUAUCAAUGAUAUAAACAGAACCACAAUUUAAAUUUUCUAUAUCGUAAAAUAUUUCUUUCCAGGAUUGAAGAUAAAAAAAAAUUGUCUUUAGAUAGUCAAAACUACAUUGUGCUACAGUAUAAUUAUUGAUUUAAAGUCAAAUGGACACUAAAUUUAAAGAGAAAAAUAACUGGGCUUGCUUUUUGGUCACGAUUUUCAAGUUGUAAAUAUCUGUGACAGUGUUUCUUAAACAGGCAUUAUGCAAGAGCUAAAUCUGCCUAUUACAGGUCUUUAUUUAGGCUUUAAAUGUUAUAUAAACUAUUAGACAUUUAUUAACAUAAGACCAUAAUCAAGUCAUGAUGCCAUUGGAUAGUUCGAUUUUAAGUAGAUUAGAACGGUUCAACCAUUUAAUGAUUUAAUCUAAAGAUGGUGAAGUGAGGCUAAGCUUCAAACAAGCAGUACAGUGGUUACAUUCAGUGCACACAAUGAAUUUUCAAUAUAUUCAUUUUGCAUUAUCUAUUUUUGAACUGUUACAGCAAGAAGGCCAGCUCUUUAUCUAAAUCUAACAUAAUGUAUCUUUAAUACAGAUAUAUCUUAACUUUAUUAUCAAUACCACAGAUAUAUGUUUAUAAUUUAUGUAUAAAUGAUCCUUUUACAAGAUCCUACCCCAUAAUUCUUACCUUGUUUGCUAUAUUACUGUUGUAGAUUUUAGUAUUUCUCUUGUUAUUUGAUAGUUAUUAUAAAUGUAUAUUUGAUUAUUAUUUCAAAUGAGAAUUCAGAGAAUAAAACAAUUUUAUCAUGAUA
Molecule: messenger RNA, 6742 nt
Organism: Patella vulgata (common limpet)
Lineage: Eukaryota; Metazoa; Mollusca; Gastropoda; Patellidae
Product: protein kinase C delta type
Exons: 17
Coding region: 312-2366 (684 amino acids)
Biological process (GO): protein phosphorylation
Molecular function (GO): diacylglycerol-dependent serine/threonine kinase activity; ATP binding
Source: RefSeq, a predicted model, not a curated record